AUGGAAGAGGAUGGGUACAUUUUGAUUCCCAAGUCUGUCACGAGGCAAGAAGUUGAUAGACAUGGCCAAGAUCUACCGGUUUACUUGUCUGAUAUCCACCGCUAUAUCGAAUGUUUACAGCCCUCUGUUUGGGCUCUGAACAUUUUUCUUCACGAGAAUCCUGAGUUAGCAUUCAAGGAGUACAAAGCUCAUGAUGCCUUGACGAGCUUUAUGCGCAAUCAGGAUGGCUGGAAGGUCACACCAUCUAUGCACAUGGACACUGCAUGGAUGAGUGUUUACGACAGCAAAAGGCCAGGCCCGGCGGUUUCAUUCAACGUGGAGAUGGACGCCCUCCCUGGGCUAGGACAUGCGUGCGGCCACAACCUCAUCGCCGUCACGUCUGUAGCUGCAGCUCUGGCAACGGCAGAGAUGAUGCAGACUCAUCAUAUUGGUGGUAAAGUCGUAGUAUUUGGGACACCAGCAGAAGAAGGCGGCGGCGGCGGCAAAAUCAAACUGCUCGAUGCAGGUGCCUAUGACGAUGUGGAUGUCUCAAUCAUCUCCCAUCCGGGAAUCCUGAACAAUUCCCCAAUGGUCCGCACGACGGCUUACACGCGCCUUAGUGUUUCGUAUAUUGGCCGUGCAGCGCAUGCAGCCAACAGCCCUUGGCUAGGUGUUAACGCUCUGGAUGCUCUCAUCGUGGCGUACAACAGCAUCUCAGUCCUGCGCCAGCAGUUGCGGCCAGACGACAUCGUGGGUCUCCAGAUUACAGACGGUGGUAACAAGCCAAAUGUGAUACAUGAGAAUGCCGCAGGUGUGGCAGUUCUUCGAGCAACUAGCUUGUCUCGGCUGUAUGAACUGCAGCAGAAAGUUGAGGCAUGUUUUCUAGCUGGCGCUCAGGCCACAGGUGCUCAAGUAUCCAUCGAAGUGACCCCAGGCUACCAUGACCAUAUCCCGAAUCGCAUACUCGCAGAUUCGUGGCGAAAGUAUUGGCAAGCUUUACCCGAUCCUCCCGGGCCACCAUUGCCUCCACCUGGCCAGUUUACAUGGGUGAAGGCCAGUACUGAUCAAGGGAAUCUGAGUUAUGCUUUGCCAAGCAUGAAUGUCAGCUUCGCUAUCCCUCCGGGCCCUGAUGGUGGACAACCGCACAGUCCUGACUUUGAAAAGGCUUCAGGCACGAGAGGAGCGUUCGAAAGAGCGAUGAGGGUGGCCAAGGCCAUGGCAGGCACAGCAGUGGAUGUAUGUGCUACACCUGGACUGCUAGACCAAAUCAAGGAGCAGUGGAAACAAGACAUGGCAAAAGAUCACGACUAG
Clonostachys byssicola is the source of this 1290-nucleotide messenger RNA. The record is from the annotation of a GenBank genome assembly. Lineage: Eukaryota; Fungi; Ascomycota; Sordariomycetes; Hypocreales; Bionectriaceae.